ACGCUGAAAGUCAAGAUGCAGACCUUCCCCCGCCUGUACUCGGGCCUCGUCGACUGUUUCGUCAAGACCUACACUCACGUGGGCUUGCGAGGCCUCUACAGGGGCACGGGCCCCGCGCUGCUGGCCUUCGUGGCGCAGAACUCCGUCCUCUUCAUGUGCUAUGGUUUCUGCAAACAGUUUGUCAGGACAGUGGCCGGCCUGGACAAAAAGGCGAAACUGAACGACCUGCAGUCCGCGGCCGCCGGCUCCUUCGCCUCAGCCUUCGCCGCGCUGGCCCUCUGCCCCACUGAGCUGGUCAAGUGCCGGCUGCAGACCAUGCACGAACUGGAGAUGUUGGGGAAGAUAACCAAGAGCCAUAACACCAUCUUGUCAGUGGUGAGGAGUAUUCUGCAGAAGGAUGGCUUCUGGGGCUUCUACCACGGCCUGUCCAGCACUCUGCUACAAGAAGUUCCUGGCUACUUCUUCUUCUUUGGUGGCUAUGAACUGAGCCGGUCGUUUUUUGCGGCAGGCAAAUCCAAAGAUGAACUGGGCCCUGUCCCCUUGAUGUUAAGUGGCGGAGUCGCCGGAGUUGCCCUUUGGCUCAUCAUCUUCCCAGUGGAUUGUAUCAAGUCCAGGAUUCAGGUUCUUUCCAUGUAUGGAAAACAGGCAGGAUUCUUGGGAACUCUUGUAAGUGUGGUCAAAAAUGAAGGAAUAGCAGCCUUAUACUCUGGACUGAAACCUACCAUGGUUCGAGCCAUCCCUGCCAACGGGGCACUGUUUUUGGCUUAUGAAUACAGCAGGAAGAUGAUGAUGAGCCAGCUGGAACCGGCCUAGGCGCAGGUGGAUCUAAGCCAGGUGUCUGAGGACAGCAGUUCCAUUCAGAAUCCUUGGAGUGCCAAACCUAUGUGCAAUUAUUUUUUUCUACAUGGCAGGAAUUUUGAUUUUUGGCUUUUUAUUCUCACAUUUUCGACAUGUGGAAGGACCUCUACAUCAUAACAUUUCUGCCGUAAUUGUAUUAAAGUAGGAAUGUCCUUGUCCUUGCUUUUGCUGGCAUAAACAGUGGAGGCCAGAGGCCCACUAUGUACCUAAUAUGAAAGACUAAAUACAGUUCUUUCAGG
This is a messenger RNA of Ochotona curzoniae (black-lipped pika), 1097 nucleotides long. RefSeq names its product mitochondrial ornithine transporter 2-like. Gene Ontology annotation, biological process: mitochondrial L-ornithine transmembrane transport. Gene Ontology annotation, molecular function: L-ornithine transmembrane transporter activity. The transcript has a single exon. The record is from RefSeq and is a predicted model, not a curated record. NCBI's taxonomy places the organism in Eukaryota, Metazoa, Chordata, Mammalia, Lagomorpha, Ochotonidae. The coding region runs from base 16 to 813 and encodes 265 amino acids.